AACCACCGGAAGUGCCUGCCCAGAGAGGUGGAGUCCCGGCGGCGGCGGCCGUUGCCAGGAUCCCGCGUUGCCGCCUGAGACCGGUAAUAUGGCCGGGAGGAGAAGGAGAAGGCGGUGGAGGACUGAGCUGCUCUCUGUCACUACCAGUUGAGCCGUUUGCUUCCUGACAAGGCUUGUGGGGAGGGAACGCAGGGUAACCGUGCCGUGGGAGAUCAGUGCUACUGUGUGCUGACGCUGUUCUAUGUAAUGGGGAUUUAGUGGUGAGCAAGACUCAGAAAGUACCUGUGCUUAUGGAGCUUACGUUUUGGUGGAGGAAGACAGACAAAAACAAAGGAAAUAAACAAGAUAAUUUCAGAUAGUGUGUGGUUGUGGGAAGAUGGAGGAAUAUGAGAAAUUCUGUGAGAAAAGUCUUGCCAGAAUCCAAAAAGCAUCACUAUCCACAGAGAGCUUUCUACCUGUCCAGUUUGAAAGCAUUUCACUUAUUCGCUUCCAUGGAAUGGCUGUGCUUUCUCCUCUGCUUAACAUUGAGAAAAGAAAGGAAAUGCAAUAUGAAAAACAAAAAGCACUUGAUGUAGAAGCAAGAAGGCAGGUUAAUAAGAAGAAAGCUUUACUGACUCGUGUCCAGGAGAUUCUUGAAAAUGUUCAGGUUAGAAAAGCACCUAAUGCCAGUGAUUUUGAUCAGUGGGAGACUGAAACAGUUUACUCUAGUUCGGAAGUUGGAAACUUGAAUGUACCUGCUACCUUUGCAAAUAACUUGCCAAGCCCUACUGAACACUCUACUUUAGCAAUGUUUGAAAAGACAACUGCAAUUUUGUCAUCAAAUAAUGAGGACCAAUUUAAAUCUAAUGGGAUAGACUUAGCUAGGGAUUCAGAAGAAUUUAAUUCCCUGAAUCAAUGUGGUAGUUCAAAUAUUAGCCACAUGGAAAAUGAAGCUUCUCUAAAGACCUCAGCAACCCCACAAGAGACUCUUAUCUCUGAUGGUCUCUUCCCAACAAAUGAAGAAGAACAGAAUUCAUCACUUUUGGAAGAAGUUACUCCAGAUCCCUACAUAAUGAGUCUUCAGAACCUGAUGAAAAAGUCAAAGGAAUAUAUAGAAAGAGAACAAUUUAGACGCAGUUUGAGAAGAAGUGCAAAGGGAAGCAUUAAUGAGAGUCAUUCAGACAAAGAAAAUGAUGCUGUUAAAGUGACUGACUGUGUAAAAGAGAAGGCCCCGUUGAUGGGCAAACACUGUGGGUCAGUGAUUCCCGAUAAACCAAGCCUUAAUAAAUCAAAUGUUCUUCUCCAAGGUGCUUCCACUCAAGCAAGCAGCAUGAAUACAUCAGUUUUAGGUAGCUUUUAUAAAGUGGACACACUUGUGGGAACUGGCCAUCCCACUGUUUCAGAUCCUGAUUCUGAUUUUAAAGUCAUUCCCACUUUUGUUACUGAAAAUAAUGUUAUCAAAAGUCUUACUGGUUCAUAUGCCAAAUUACCUAGCCCAGAGCCAAGCCUGAGUCCUAAAAUGCAUCGAAGACAUUCUAGGCCAUCAUCGGCAUGUCAUAUACUUAUAAAUAACCCAGUAAAUGCCUGUGAACUAAGUCCUAAAGGAAAAGAACAGGCAGUAGACUUAACUGUUCAAGAUACUGGUGAACAAACAAACAUACCUGAAACUGUGCCAAAUUUACCAACUGAUUUAACAGGAGUUUGUUCAAGCAAGGUUUAUGUCAGCAAAAACACAUCUGAAGCCAUACAGGAAAUGGUGUUAGGUAAUUCGAAUCAGGUGUGUCAAUCUUCAGGAAAUCAGUCAGGAAAUAAAGUUAUUCAUGGACUUGUUAUUGUGGAAGGUCAGUUAACAUCUGAUGGGAGAGGACCACACAAAAUGGACAGUACAUGCACUGCCAUGCCAAGAUCAAAUGAGCCGUAUGCCACCCGUCCAUGUAUAGCAAAUCAAAAUGAUGGAACCAUGAGUGGACUCAAGUCAGCCAGUGUGUUAGAGAAAAGUUGCAAUUCACAAAUGGAGCUGAAUAAGUCUUAUGAUGUAAAAAACCCAUCUCCUUUACUGAUGCAAAACCAAAAUACCAGACUGCAUAUGGACACCCCUACUUUGUCCUAUGGAAAUGAACAAUUUUUGGAUAACAGUUUUGAGAAAGUUAAACGGAGGCUUGAUUUAGAUAUGGAUAGUUUACAAAAAGAAAACUGCUCAUCUGUCAUAACAACUGGAAUCACUGACCAGGAAAGGGAGCACGUACCAGAAAAAAGAUAUCCUAAGGGAUCUGUCUACAUCAAUAAGAAUAAAAUGUUGGAAAGUAUUUCUAAAGAAGGUGAGAUACUAAAAAGCAAGAUGUUAGCUUUUGAAGAAAUGCGAAGGAGACUAGAAGAACAGCACGCACAGCAGUUAUCACUACUCAUAGCUGAGCAGGAAAGGGAACAGGAAAGAUUGCAAAAGGAAAUAGAAGAACAGGAGAAAAUGUUCAAAGAGCAGAAAGUGAUUACAACAGAAGCCUCUGAGUUGGAUGUUAACAAUGCAGUGGACUUAGAAUGGAGAAAAAUAAGUGACUCUGGUUUGUUAGAAACAAUGCUAUCUCAAGUGGACUCCCUCCAUACUUCAAAUUCUAGUAAUUCUGGUUUCACAAAUUCUGCCCUACAACAUAGCUUUGGUUCUGUAAAUGAAGCACCAUUCUACCUCUGGGGAUCAUCAACUAGCGGCUUGACGAAACUCUCUGUAACAAGGCCUUUUGGAAGGGUCACAACUAAAUGGUCUCAGGUUAUCAGUCCAGAAGUACAAGCAAAAUUUAAUAGAAUAACUGCUGUGGCAAAAGGAUUUCUUACUCGUAGGCUCAUGCAGACAGAUAAAUUGAAGCAACUUCAACAAACUGUAAAAGACACUAUGGAAUUCAUGAAAAGUUUUCAGUCAGAAGCACCAUUAAAGAGAGGAAUUGUUUCAGCACAGGAUGCUUCUCUUCAGGAAAGAGUGCUGGCUCAGUUGCGAGCUGCCCUGUUUGGUAUUCAUGAUAUAUUCUUUGUAAUGGAUGCAGCUGAGAGAAUGUCUAUUCUGCAUCAUGACCGAGAAGCCCGCAAAGAGAAAAUGCUCAGGCAAAUGGAUAAAAUGAAAAGUCCACGAGUGGCUCUUUCUGCAGCAACACAGAAGUCUCUUGAUAGGAAGAAGUACAUGAAAGCUGCUGAAAUGGGAAUGCCAAAUAAGAAAUUCCUGGUUAAACAAAAUCCUCCUGAAACAAGAGUCCUACAGCCAAACCAAGGACAGAAUGCUCCUGUUCAUAGGCUACUUAGUAGACAAGGAACCCCUAAGACAUCAGUGAAGGGGGUUGUGCAAAAUAGACAGAAGUCUUCACAGAGCAGAGUGCCUAACAGAGCGCCUGUUUCAGGAGUAUAUGCAGGAAAAAUCCAAAGAAAGCGGCCAAAUGUUGCGACAAUUUAAGAAGACAACACUCAUUAGGAUAAAAGUGGGGAGGGUUUCACCUAUAUCAUUGUCCCUGCCCAAAACUUUUCACGUAACCCUGGACUCUGUUUACACAGACACAGUGACGUCAAAGGGCUGAGUAAUUAUGUAGAUAAUAUGGUCAGUCUGGCUCAUUCCUUCCCAUACCAUUUUCCUCUUAAUAUUAGGUUUGGGUGAAAACAAAUUAGUUUAAUUGAUUCUGUUCUUAACUUGUACAAACAUAAGUUUGUUUUAUGUAUGCAUAUGUCUCUUGAGAACCUUUUUGUAAACUUAAAAGGGCAUUUGGGUUUAUUUCUAUAAAAUACUGAAAAGGUAUGAUAAAAUGCAAGUUGUGAAAUACAAAUUUCAUUCAUCUCUAGAUACUGAUUGCUGAAUUUGAUAAAUUAGAUACUGGGGAAAUUAUUGCAGAAAAAUGUUUUCCCCUGGUUUUGUAAAAACUGAUUAAUCUCUCAGUCUUCAUAUUUUUGGACUUAAUAGGAUUACCACGUAGAAUAAAACGCUUGCCUGCUGAUUGUGGUCCACCUAACAUUUACCACAGAAGCACCUGGGGUCACUAUUUGGAUCAUAAGCACAUGUGUCUCUCAACAGCUAGUCGUCUUACAGAUAUGUUAGGUUUAAUGUAUGUUACCCUAGUACUCUUUAGAAACAUUUCUGCUAAACUAUAAAAUCUUUCUGUGGUGGGUGGCAACUUUGGUGAAGACAGCACAAUCUUCCUGAAUGUAGUGGCAUGCAUUAUUGCAUUCAUUUCUGUAACAUAGAAUGUGGCAUGCAGUGUUAUUUUCUAUUUAGUCUGUAUAUUUUGUGUCUUCAUAGUCUGCUUUUUCUAGCAUGCUUGAUUUAGGAGAGAAUAAAGAGGUAUAUAAUAAUGCAGACUUCCAAAUGGGAUAGUAAUAUUGUCUAGUUGGAAUUUUGCAUUAUUUAAGAGGCACUGCUUUUUAAAGUUUUUAUCACUAACGUAUUCAUUUAAAAUAUAAACCAAAAAAUGUUAUGAAGGGAAUAUGAUUUUAUGAAAAAGAAUGCCAUUGAUGAUUUAUGAUAGCAUUUCCAAAAAGGGCUUUGUGCUUCUCACACAAAAUUGGGACUGUGUACAUUUAAUCUUUCUGAAUUUUUAAAAAAUACUGGUAUUUUGAAAAUGGAGACUAUAUAUAUUCCUAAUAUUCUUUAAGAAUGGAGAUAAAGAUUGUUUUCUUUGAUUUUCUGUUCUGUUUAAAAUGUAACUUUUUCUAACUAUACGUAGAAAGUAAUAACAUACUCUGUGUAAACUUGAUUUUCUUUAUUGAGAUGUAUCAUUUAUUGACUGAGUGAACAAUGAAAUUAGAAGACAGUCAAAAAUGUGUCACCAAUUUUUUUAUUUGUAGGCAAGUAUAUCAGAUUAUCUUCUUAAUAUGAUAAAUUGUGCUUUAUCACUCCGAAGACUCAGGAGACAGCUUAUUCAUAUCAUUGUGGGUUUCCAGCAAGAAAGAUAGAUACUAAAAGUUUUCUGUACACUAAUGCAAAUUAGCUAAAAUAAAUAGUAUGUUUUGGAGAAAGUUAAAACUAGUUUUAGGUUAAGGAUGAGAAACUUGAGUUUUUUUAAAGAUAAGAGCUUGUGUGUUUUACACAUUUUUUUAAUGUUCACAGCUUUUCUCAUAAAAGUGCCAGCCAUUGUUUUGUGCUUUCAAUGGAUUUUUAUUUAUAUACAUUAUUUUUUUAAUAUUUACUUUGAAGUGGAAUGUCCAUUAAUGUAAAUUGUAUUUAUUUUUAUACUUUAAUUUUCAGUAGUUUUGCUUCUAGGUAAAAGGAAAAAUAAACUUUUUAUUUUAAA
Molecule: messenger RNA, 5237 nt
Organism: Phyllostomus discolor (pale spear-nosed bat)
Lineage: Eukaryota; Metazoa; Chordata; Mammalia; Chiroptera; Phyllostomidae
Gene: CCP110
Product: centriolar coiled-coil protein 110
Exons: 16
Coding region: 377-3412 (1011 amino acids)
Biological process (GO): regulation of cytokinesis; centriole replication; centrosome duplication
Cellular component (GO): centriole
Source: RefSeq, a predicted model, not a curated record